AGUUAUGCAAACAGGUAUUGGCCUUGCAUGAGUCUGCAGAAACGACCCCUGAGUGUCUGCAAGCCGAGAGGGUGUGGAUAUGGAGGAAGUCGGGGGUAACCGACUGAAAUGGGGAAUCUCCGCCGACCUCGGCUCCAGCUGCCCCGGCCGGUGUCCGGAGCCAGACCAAUCCGGUGAUUGCGGGUGGUUCCUCCGGCUUUCGCUCGCCGGUCUGAUGCCGACAUUCCCUUCGCAACACCACUCACUACUAUCAUGGCAUCCAGCAACAAACCACACUCCUGACCCCGAGGUACUCCCGUCUAUCCUUUCUAUCGGCCCGUCCCUUAAUAAUCUCCCAUCGCAUCCCGUGCUCGUAUCGAGUCCUACUGUCCUACCUUUCCUCUAUGCGACUUAUCACUCUUCCCCUGCUGAGCUUAGCAAUCCCGCUCUAUCCGGUUCCGCAUUGAUUCUAGCAUCCUCCAGUCGGUACUUAAAAGAUAGUGCAUGCUCCCUGGCUAGCAGCCCCACCUCCAAGCUCAUUUAUUCUACAAUUCUACCAUGGUGGGACCGCGUGGUCUGACGGCGUGGAGUGAUGCCUAAAAGCUGGUUUCUGACCCUCUUACUAAUUGGAUAGGACCCCGUGACGCCAGAGUUAACCUUGAGGGUCCGGCUGCUUAUAGGUACAGGGGACGGGCAUUCAGCAC
Molecule: messenger RNA, 683 nt
Organism: Aspergillus vadensis CBS 113365
Lineage: Eukaryota; Fungi; Ascomycota; Eurotiomycetes; Eurotiales; Aspergillaceae
Exons: 1
Coding region: 80-559 (159 amino acids)
Source: RefSeq, a predicted model, not a curated record